Molecule: messenger RNA, 1182 nt
Organism: Rhodotorula toruloides NP11
Lineage: Eukaryota; Fungi; Basidiomycota; Microbotryomycetes; Sporidiobolales; Sporidiobolaceae
Exons: 4
Coding region: 1-1182 (393 amino acids)
Source: RefSeq, a predicted model, not a curated record
AUGAGGGAGAAGGGGAGAUGUUGUUGGAUACAGUGGCUAGGACGAGCCCGGGGGAGGGCGGAGCGGUCUCGAGGUCGUCGGGACAGCAGGCGCAGGCGGAAGGUGGCAACCCCUCGUCGCACAUCGCCGUCGAGCUACUCCCUCCGUUCGCCGAACGCCGCGUCGCUUAUGCAAGGGUGCCUCGAGAUCGCAGAGAGCGGGACGGGCAGGUCAAAGGGCGGGCGGAACGACGGCGAUUUGCGCUUGACGCUCUCCUACGUCAACGAACGACUCGCUGAGUACCGCGCCCAACUCCUCGCAUCCGGCACGCAACCCUCCGACGUCCAGAUCGAGACCGAGAAGCGCGCCAACAUGCUCGAAGCGUCACUCGAAGUGGCGGCGAGCGGAGGAGGGAGGAGCAGCAUGGGAAACAACGAGGACUUUUUGCGGCAAAAUCUCUCGUGGCUCGACACUCGCAUCGCCAAGCUAAAGGUGAACCCAUCCGCCGUCUCUUCCGCCCCCCGCCCUCCGCUUCCCAAUCACCGCGUGUCCGCCCUCCUUCCCUCCGACAUCGCUCCCUAUCCGACGCACCAACACCCUCUAACUCGGCCGUUCAGUCCCGCUCGCCCCGGCGGCUUCUCGCCCGCUCCGGCCUAUCGCCCCUCGCCGACACUCGCUUCGGGACUCUCGAACCGCGGUAUGGGAGUUGGACCGGUACCGCAGAAGGCGAGCUCGGCGACUAGCGGGACCGAGAGCCAGAAUAGCGAGACAUCAGCGGCGAUGGCGGCGAGGAAGGGUCGCGAGGAAGCGCAGGGCGACAAUCGCGAGCAGAUGGAGGCGGUCGAUGCGAAGGUCGCGACGCCAGCGACGGCGCGCUUUAGGCCGGCGGGAGGUGCUGCGGCGGAACAGUCGUUCCAGGGCGACGGCACGACCCUCGCGGUCUCAGCGAGCGAGCGCGCCGACUCGACACGGACUCGAUGCCAGCCGGACGCGCACGAGGACGUUUCGGCCCUCUUCGACGGCGUUGACUUCGACGGCGACCUCGACACGCAGGAGGAGAGCCUCGAGAUCGUCGAGUCUCCCGCUCCUCGUCCGGCCGCCGUAAGAGCGCAGAAGCCCCCUUCCGGUCUCCGCCUCGGUGCGCCGGCCGUGCGGCUUGACAGUCCGCCUCCUCGAUACGAGCCGCCUCAGCAGGGCCAGUAG